This is a messenger RNA of Drosophila obscura, 3857 nucleotides long. RefSeq names its product P protein (gene hoe1). Gene Ontology annotation, cellular component: membrane. The transcript has 11 exons. Lineage: Eukaryota; Metazoa; Arthropoda; Insecta; Diptera; Drosophilidae. Gene Ontology annotation, biological process: transmembrane transport. The record is from RefSeq and is a predicted model, not a curated record. Bases 918 to 3374 code for a protein of 818 amino acids.
AAACAGGACUUAAUACUCGCACGCCACACACACACAAAUCGAAUAUCAGCUGGAGGCACAUCCCAGAGGAUGAUGACGUCAAGGGGAAACAUCUGUCCACCCUAUGAGCGGGUUUGGAUGUGUGUACUGAUUUGGCUGAUUAUAAAAACGAGGUCACGGCGAAACUAAAUGAAUAUUGAUCCAUUGAUUCCCAAUUAAACGAAAGUCAAAGUUCUGUCAUGGUGCUGUCCUAUUGUAGCUUUCCUGCGCCUAUUUUUGUCCCACCAAAUUUAAUCGUCUCCGUGUGACGCAUUCAUGAACUUCAAUGGCAACACUUCAGGGAUAUUUAUGUCCACAAACAUAUUAUUAAAAACUGGUACAACUUACCCUCAAAUUCUAAAUCAGACAACGCUGCGGGUGCAUGAUUCGAUUCUAUGAAAAAGAUGCACAAAAAGGCUACACAGAUUAAAAUGUACAAGAGAAAGGCCUGAACCUUAAAGAGCAACAUUGGUUUGCAGCAUAUGAGGAGAUUUUUAACAUAUUGGUGACUCGCGAUAAUAAUUAGUAUUAAUAGAACAAAUUCUAUCUAAAGAAAGUUAACAUCGAAAUCGUGUGAACGCCUUCGCCUAGAUAAACAACGUCAGCCGCUUAAUUAGUUUAACACCUUUCUGCCUUCCUGCCAACCUACCGCCAUUCACCCACCUUCCCCCACUGUGUCCGGCCUUCAACAACACGUCAAAAUUGCGCCAGUUCGGGUUCACGCCGCACCCAGUCCCUUGGAGGAGGAGUCUCAGCCCCCCGCCAAUCACCACAGCCAGACGACAGACACGUCCACAGUGGGUCACAGUGCCGCAUCUACGGUAUCGCGGCGCCGGAGCGGGUCGGGUGUCCGGGUUUCGAGUGUCCACAAGAAGCGCAAGAACAUUUGGCCCUUCAAGAUGCGGGUGAAGGUGAGCAAGCGGCUGUGGCCGCACCGACAAGCCUCCACCAAAAGCGACAAGUUUCCACAGCCAAACGAAGUAACAGAAGGUGCCUUACAAGUCUGGAGAGCACUGCCCGAGCGUAUUCGCCAGGAUCCCAGUCUAGCAUCGUUUCGCCAGGAGCACGAGCGUUUACAUGGCGACGGCGAUCCUCUGCCGCCAGAGGAGGGCGGCGCUUUGGGCGAACCAUGCGAACAGCCAGAUAACGGAUCCCAGGCGGAGACGACGCUGGACACCCAUGCCUUCACGCAGAUCGGCAUCAAUGUGACAAACGAGGCGGGUCAGGUGCGAGUCAUCGAUGGCAGGGAUCUGGAAAACAACAAUGAGGAUCAGCACGAUGAAGUAGAAACGCAUGGCAAAAGCUCGUUUGUCAAGUAUUUGAUCUGGUUCAAGAUAGCUGUUCUCCUGCUGGUCUGGUGUGUCUUCACCGCCUUCCUCAUGUCCAACAACGAGCAUGUGGACCAGCUGAGCCUGAUAAGUGUCCCCAGAAAUGGCUCUCCCAGAGUCUUUCCGAUUACGACAUCCACUCUGCAGCGCAUAGGCCUGGGUCUGCGUGGACCCUUCCGGUUGCAGGAAAACGAGCUGACAAUCAACGAGAGUGUACCACUUCCCCUGCUCCAGGUGCAGGUGAUGCGCAGCUACUUCAAUGCCGAAGGAUUGGAGGUGUACAUUGAGAACGCCAGCCAGCUGUGGCAGCUGGAAGUGGUCUAUCCGGACUUGAUCGACGCCACCGUAGACACCAAGAAGCAGCGCACCUUCGAGCUCAACCCCACAGAUCCGCUGUGGCUGGCCCAGUCCAACAGGACAGAGCUGACCUUCGAGUUUGGAACCAGCAUCGAGGGCGAGCUGCCGUUGCAAUUGAACGUGGACGAGUCGCCAAUCUACAAGCGGGACGGUGUGAUCUAUGCUGCGGCGGUGCUCUGCGGUCUCUACAUCAUGAUUAUUUGGGAAAUUGUGAACAGGACAUUUGCCGCCAUCAUCGCUUCCACGCUGUCGGUUGGGAUUCUGGCGGCGCUCAAUUCACGACCCUCCAUGGCCACCAUAAUGGGCUGGAUCGAUGUAGAGACGCUCCUCUUGCUUUUCGGUAUGAUGAUCUUGGUGGCCAUUCUCUCCGAGACGGGCGUCUUUGACUAUCUGGCAGUGUACGCCUACAAGAUUACCAACGGACAUGUGUGGCCCUUGAUCAACUGCCUGUGCCUGUUCACAGCGGUGCUCUCCUCGUUCCUGGACAACGUCACUACUGUGUUGCUGAUGACGCCGGUUACGAUAAGACUCUGCGAGGUGAUGUGUCUCAAUCCGGUGCCCAUUCUGAUGUGCAUGGUCAUCUACUCGAACAUUGGUGGUGCCUUAACUCCUGUUGGGGAUCCGCCAAAUGUCAUCAUCGCAUCCAAUAGCUACAUAUCCAAAAAUGGCGUCAAUUUCGCUGUCUUCACGCUCCACAUGCUGCCCGGCGUGCUCCUGGUGAUGGUGCAGACCUACAUACAGUUGCGCUUCAAGUUCCGCAACAUCAGCGACCUGCAGUUUAAGGACUCACCGGAGGUGGAGGAGCUGCGCCACGAGAUACACGUGUGGAAGCGAGCUGCUGCCAGUCUGUCGGCCUACUCCAAGGACGAGGAGUUGGUGCGUCAAACUCUAAUGAAGAAGGUGAACCGCUUAAAGAGGAGCUUGAAGAAACGAAUGACUGCUGUGAUCGAGCCGGCCCCCAACUAUCAGCAAACACUGGCCAAUCUGCAGGCAAAGUAUCCUAUUCGCAACAAGCAGCUGCUUGUCAAGUGUUCCUUUGCACUGCUCUUUGUGAUCAGUUUGUUCUUUCUGCACUCCGUGCCAGAACUGCAGCGACUAUCCUUGGGCUGGACGGCCCUGCUGGGAGCCAUUUUUCUUAUCAUCCUAGCCGACAUUGAGGACAUGGAGGCCAUACUAGCACGCGUCGAAUGGUCAACAUUGCUGUUUUUUGCAGCUCUGUUCAUCCUAAUGGAGGCCCUGACGGAGCUGGGUCUGAUUGAGUGGAUCGGCAAUAUGACAGAAGGAAUCAUUUUGGGUGUAGGCGAAGAUCGGCGCUUGAUGGUGGCCAUACUGAUCAUUCUCUGGGUUUCUGCUGUGGCUUCGGCUUUUGUGGACAACAUCCCUCUGACCACGAUGAUGGUCAAGAUUACCAUAUCAUUGGCGCAGAACAGCACCUUGAAUCUGCCCCUGCAGCCUCUAGUUUGGGCCCUGGCCUUGGGCGCCUGUUUAGGAGGCAAUGGCACAUUGAUUGGAGCUUCGGCCAAUGUUGUUUGUGCUGGAGUGGCCGAGCAGCAUGGCUACAAGUUCACCUUCCUGCAGUUCUUCAAAGUGGGCUUUCCUAUCAUGAUUGGAAGCAUUAUUGUGGCCACCGGUUAUCUGCUGGUCUCGCACUCGCUAUUUGCAUGGCAUUGAUGAAGGGCCCCCUGGUCCCCAUUUCGGAACAAGGCGCACUUUACCUCGUUACCUAAGAAAACUUUUGCAGAUAUGCGACGUUCGUCGUGUUCAACAACUGCAGACCGAGGGAAAACCAUUUAGACCCGAAACACCCAAAAUCUAGAGAAGGGAAUUUCAAUAUCUUAUAGGCGAUCUAUAUAAGAGAGUUUAUAUGUUUAAACACAUUCUAAAAUAAAACCGCAAGCGCAAGCGCAACCAAACCAAACCCACACAGAGACAGAAAGGAAGAAUAUUAUACUAGAAAUAUACAUUUAUUUUUACACAUCGUUGUUAGUGUAGUGUGUAGUCUCAAUAACAAAACCAACAAGAAGUAUAAGAAAUAAAACUAAAUUAAUUAUAUACAAUUAAUAUUGUCGCUGAACUGUGAAACGAUUUGUUAAAUGUUAAAUGUAUGGAUACGAAUCAAAUAAAACCAAACGAAAAUACAUAUUACUGCUGUAC